Cucurbita pepo subsp. pepo (vegetable marrow) is the source of this 4099-nucleotide messenger RNA. Its product is annotated as phytochrome E. Gene Ontology annotation, molecular function: phosphorelay sensor kinase activity; photoreceptor activity; protein homodimerization activity. Gene Ontology annotation, biological process: protein-tetrapyrrole linkage; regulation of DNA-templated transcription; detection of visible light. The record is from RefSeq and is a predicted model, not a curated record. NCBI's taxonomy places the organism in Eukaryota, Viridiplantae, Streptophyta, Magnoliopsida, Cucurbitales, Cucurbitaceae.
GAGACAAGGACCGGUAGUUCAUGCUAAUCCAAAAUCAAGGCGAGUAAAUUCUAAGCUAAAUACAGUGAUGGAUUAUGAAUCGACGACAAUGGAUGACGACGAGCCACUUCUUGGGAAGAUAAAAGCCAAAACCCAAAAGCGAAGCAGCUGCUCUUUCGAAAGAGACGUACGGAACUUGUUUGCAGCGACGAAUCGAGCAAGACAAUCACCAACUUCACUGAUGAAGAUUAAGUUCCUGCUCGCUCAGUUUCUUUGAACAAUCAAUCCAACAAUUUUCACUUGAAUCCUUACAGUUUAAGUCAUGGAGAAGAAUCGGAGCGGAGAAAGAGGAGCGAUGGCGUUUUCGUCCUCGGCGGAUAGCAAUAUGAGGGCUCGUCUGAGUAACACCACUAGCACCGGCAACAGAGCUGCCGCACUUGUGCAAUACAAUGCCGAUGCUGGAAUUAUGAGCAAGUUUGAGCAAUCGGAUGCCUCUGGUGAGUCUUUUAAUUAUUCGAGGUCAGUUCUUGAAGCUAAUGAAUCUGUUCCCGAAGAACAAAUUGCUGCUUAUCUGUCUAGGAUUCAGAGGGGUGGGCUGGUUCAAUCGUUUGGUUGUUUGCUUGCGAUUGAUGAGUCUAGUUUUAAGAUUAUUAGCUAUAGUGAGAACUGUUUUGAAAUUUUGGGGUUACAUGAUGAAUUUGAGUCGGCACAGGGGAAGGGAUUGAUUGGGGUUGAUAUGAGAGCUCUGUUUACGCCUUCCUCCGGUGCUUCUUUGGCUAAAGCAGCUUCUUUCAGGGAGAUUUCGUUGUUGAAUCCGGUUUGGGUCUAUUCUAGGACUACUCAGAAGCCAUUUUAUGCUAUAUUGCAUAGGAUUGAUGUGGGGAUUGUGAUUGAUUUAGAGCCUACACGAUCUUUUGAUCCUGCAUUGUCGCUUGCUGGCACGGUUCAGUCGCAGAAACUAGCGGUUCGGGCGAUUUCUAGGCUGCAGGCUCUACCUGGUGGUGAUAUAGGUGUUCUAUGUGACACGGUUGUGGAAGAUGUGCAGAAGCUUACAGGGUAUGAUAGAGUGAUGGUGUAUAAGUUCCAUGAUGAUGAACAUGGUGAAGUAGUGUCAGAAAUCAGAAGGUCUGACUUAGAGCCAUAUCUUGGUUUGCAUUAUCCUGCCAUUGAUAUACCUCAAGCUGCUCGGUUUUUGUUCAAGCAAAACCGCAUCAGGAUGAUUUGUGAUUGCCACGCGAAGCCUGUGCAGGUCAUUCAAAGUGAUGAGCUAAAGCAGCCUCUUUGUUUGGUUAAUUCAACACUUCGAUCGCCCCAUAGCUGUCAUUUGCAGUACAUGUCGAAUAUGGGUUCCUUAGCCUCGUUAGCGAUGGCUGUAGUCAUGAAUAGUGAUGACUCGCCAACACGGUUAUGGGGCUUGGUAGUGUGCCACCAUACUUCUCCGCGAUAUGUCCCUUUCCCACUUCGUUAUGCUUGUGAGCUUCUCAUCCAGGCAUUUGGGCUGCAGCUUUACAUGGAGCUUCAAUUGUCAUUACAAUUAACAGAGAAAAAGGUUCUCAAGACACAAACAUUCCUCUGCGACAUGCUUCUUCGAGGCUCCCCAUGUGCAUUGCUGAUGCAGUCUCCUAGUAUAAUGGAUCUUGUGAAGUGUGAGGGUGCAGCAUUGUAUUAUAAUGGGGCAUGUUGUUUACUUGGUAUAACUCCGACUGAAGCACAAGUCAAAGAUCUUGUAGAAUGGGUACUUACUAACCAUGGGGAUUCUACGGGACUGAGCACGGAUAGUUUGGCUGAUGCUGGCUACCCCGAAGCUGCUUCUCUAGGUGAUGCAGUGUGUGGUAUGGCAGCUGCAAGAAUUAGUUCCAAGGAUUUCUUAUUCUGGUUCAGGUCUCAGGCAGCAAAGGAAAUCCAAUGGGGAGGAGCCAAGCAUCAUCCGGAUAUUAAGGACGAUGGUGGAAAACUGCACCCAAGAUCAUCAUUUAAAGCGUUUCUUGAAGUUGCGAAGAGUAGAAGUUUACCUUGGGAAGUUCAAGAAAUAAAUGCCAUUCACUCGUUGCAGCUUAUUAUGAGGGAGUCUUUUUCUAACACUAGGGACAGUGAUUCAAAGGUAGAAGCUUCUGCCCAGCCGAGUGACACUGUAAUCCAGGAUAUCGACGAACUCAGUUCAGCAGCUUGCGAAAUGGUGAGGUUGAUUGAAACAGCAACUGUUCCAAUUUUUGGGGUUGAUUCAACUGGUGUGAUCAAUGGAUGGAAUGCUAAAAUUUCUGAACUCGUAGGAUUACAAACUAGUGAAGCUUUGGGCAAAUCUCUGGUUAAUGAAAUUGUUCAUGAAGAUUCACGUGGAACUGUUGGAGAUUUACUUUCCCAUGCUCUUCAAGGUAAGGAAGACAACAAUGUGGAGUUAAAACUGAGAAGUUUUCGAUCUGAUAAAGAAAAGUCUACCAUUUAUAUUGUCGUUAAUGCUUGCACAAGUAGGGAUUACACAAACAAAAUUGUCGGGGUUUGCUUUGUCGGGAAAGAUGUUACGCCCGAGAAAGGUGUGAUGGAUAAAUUUAUACGUCUGCAGGGAGAUUAUAAGGCUAUUAUUGAAAGUUUGAGUCCAUUGAUCCCACCGAUAUUUGCUUCGGACGUGAACGGUUACUGCUGUGAAUGGACUGCAGCCAUGGAAAAGCUUUCUGGUUGGAGAAAAGAUGAAGUUAUAGGAAAAAUGCUAGCUGGGGAGAUCUUUGGAAAUUUUUGUAGGUUGAAAGGUCUAGAUACGCUCACUAGUUUUAUGAUCCUUUUAUAUCAAGGUAUCGACGGUCAAGAAACCGAGAAGUUUCCGUUAGGAUUUUUCAAUAAGGAUGGGAACUAUGAGGAGGUUCUUUUAACAUCAAACAAAAGAACUGAUGCAGAAGGUAACAUCAUUGGUUGUAUCUGCUUCCUGCAAAUUGUUCAGCCCAACUUGCAUGGGGUCUCUGAAGGACUUGGUGUGGGCGACAGAGAGGGAAAUCUGCAGCUUAAGGAGUUGACUUACAUAAAGCAGGAGAUGAAAAAUCCUUUAAAUGGCAUUAGAUUUACUCAUGAACUUCUUGUAAAUUCAGGCAUUACAGAAAACCAGAAGCUCUUUCUCGAUACCAGUGGCGCAUGCGAGAGACAAAUCAUGACGAUCAUAGAGGAUAUGGACUUCAGAAGUUUAGAAGGAGGCCAAGUAGAGAUAAACAGAGAAGAAUUUAUCCUCGGGAGUGUGCUGGACGCCAUUAUCUGUCAAAUCAUGACUGUUGUCAGAGAGAAGAACAUACAACUUUUUCAUGAGAUUCCAGAAGAAAUCAAAGUGUUAAAUCUUUGUGGCGAUCAUAUUAAGCUUCAGUUGGUUUUGUCAGAUUUCUUGCUUAAUGUCGUGCAGUACGCGCCUGUUCCGGAUGGUUGGGUUGAAAUCAAAAUUUCAUCUGGUUUGAAGCUCAUACAAGAUGGAAAUGAACAUAUUCACUUGCAGAUCAGAAUGUCUCAUCCAGGUCAAGGUCUGCCUCCUGAACUAAUCCAAGAUAUGGUUGGAGGAGGUCAGCAAUGGACUUCAAAGCAAGGCCUUGCUCUAAACCUGUCACGUAGACUUCUCAAUAAGUUGAGCGGUAACAUACGCUACGUUAGAGAGCAAACUAAAUGCUACUUCAUCAUCGACCUCGAGCUCAAAUUAAGGCGCUCGAGAGGGUCGAUGGAAGCUACUACAAGCCAAGGGACAUGAGCUUCUAUUUUCAGGUGGAUGCACGCUUCUACAACUCAUAUCAGGAACGUUGUUAUGGAAGAUGCACAGAUUCCAAGUCUGGACAACGCCGAGCCCCAACACAUAACAUGUCCCCGGAUACGUGAAAGCGUAUAAUGAGUCCAUUUUUCGGUUGCUCGCCCGUUACGAUGCCGAGAGUCUCUUGGUAAUGUUCGAUGGUCGAAUUCGACGUGAAAUUGUAUGUAAGGUUUGUAAAUGACAAAUCUGGAUGUUAUAGGUUGUGUAGCUCAGUCUGUAUUUGAGGUUGGCUCUGCUGGUGCAUGUUUCAUCAAUGUAUAUCAAACAUAGGGUUUUGUUUUGGUCUGUUUUGGACAUGAAUACCAUACAUUGUAAUAUUUUAGCUCUGUGAUUAUUGUGACACAAAAA